Adineta ricciae is the source of this 3294-nucleotide messenger RNA. The record is from the annotation of a GenBank genome assembly. Lineage: Eukaryota; Metazoa; Rotifera; Eurotatoria; Adinetida; Adinetidae.
AUGCACGCAUCGAUGGUAACUACAUCAAAUAAUAAUACUAUACGUCUUUCACAGGAACAUCGUGUGCGACUUCGACAAGUUGUCAAUGAGUUAACCGAUAAUCAAUUACGUUUAUUCCUAACAAAUCAUUUUCAAGCAAUAACAAAUACACCAUUAAAUAAUCAAUUUCAACAUCAUUCACGAGUACAACUAAUUCAACAAUCGUUCAUUCUAAUCGAUAAUGAUUAUUCAGUCGAUCUCGAACAAACACUCUAUGCAUUGAGACAAAAACGUUUUCCAAAUGAAUAUCAACAAUCAUAUCGAGCAUCAUCAGCACCACAACAACAAGCACAGCAACAAAAUUACACGACCUCUUACAACCAACAACAACCACAACGGCAGCAGCAGCAGCAGCAGCAACAACAACAACAACAACAAGCAUAUUAUUAUACACCACAAAACAUUCAAUAUAAUGUUCAAUCGAAUUAUCGUUACCCACCAGCCACGAAUGUUUCGCAACCGUUACGACAAAAUACUUCAUUGGAAUUAAAUAGAACAGUUCGACCUAAUGCAACAACCGUAGUUCUUAAUCAUCAACCAUCGAAUGUUCGUCCUCAACAGACAACAUACUUUCCUUCGAUAGUAUCCCGACAAGCAUAUGUUCAACAACCAUCAACACCAGCAGCACAUACGAAUGGUUCUACAACAAAUAACGUUCGAUAUCAAAUUCCCAUUCUACUUCCACCACCUCCGCCUACUGUUCCACAAUCAGCAAACAUUCCACGAACGGUUCCUUCAUCAUCAAUACCAACAUUAAAAGUUGUACAUAAAACUUUACCAUUCUAUCGUCCUUUGUCUUGCAUUCAAGAGCUUUAUCAAAUAUUUCGUUACGAUACUUAUCGUAAACAAUAUUUUUAUCAAGGUGAUUUUCUCAUUCCUUUCGAAGUUUGUAACCAAUUAGCUCUAUCUUAUGAUUACGAUGCUGAUCUUGACAUACACAAAACGUCGAAAUGCUUGAUCAUGCGUCUUGUACGACUUGAUCAACCGCCUAUGUCCAACGGGAAAUACGAUGAUAAUCUACCGCCCAAUCUGGUCGUGCAAAUCAAUUCGCACAAUUUAGCGAACUUGCCAAUACCGAAGCCUUGCGCACGACAACAACCCGAUUUGAUUCGUGCGGGACGCGAGAUUGAUAUCACGUCUUACUGUAUGUUUAAUCCCGAGCUGAAAAAUGAAGUUUCGAUAACAUGGUCAUAUCGUCCGGAGAACACCGUGUUGCAUUCUCAAUAUGCCAAUGCCCAAUUUGCAUUACAUAUCUUUGUCGUUCAACAUCUAACAAUCGAUGAUUUAUAUGAGCAAAUCAAAAGCAAAACAGCGAGAUUUUAUCGAGAAGAUCUAGCGAAACUAGUAGCGAAAGCGUUAGCUACAGAUCGUGAUCUAGGUCUAGAAGUCAGUGAUCAAAAAUUGAAAUUGAGAUGUCCUAUUGACCAACGACGAUUGCGACUACCAACAAGAGCAACUACUUGUCAACAUUUACAAUGUUUCGACUUAACCAACUAUAUCACAUUGAAUGAAAAAGCCGGUAAAUGGAUUUGUCCCGUAUGCAAUAAAUCUGCCUUAUUCGAUGAUCUGCAGAUCGACUCGUAUACUGAAUCGAUAUUGAAUUCCAUGGAAAAUGAAGCCAUUGAUGAAAUUUCAAUUGAUAGUAAUUUGAAUUGGAAACCUGUUUCAUCAGCAUCAACCUCGUUGGCAAUCGAACAGAAUUAUCGCAAAGUAUCCGAUGUACAUGAUAUAACUUUAGAUGAUGAAAUGGAUGAGAAGUAUUCACAUCAUUCAAUUGAUUGCAAAGCUAAUAUUCAACUGUUACCGUCAGCAGCGCGCGAACUGUCGGAUAUCAUGAAUACCCUAACAGAUGAACAACGUUACAUACAAUUGCAAUUGUUGUCUAUUAACGAUUUACAAACAUUAUUAACAUUUGCUGGCCAAUCAAGGACAGGAAAACGGCAGGAACUCAUCGAACGUUGUCAUAGUCUGAUUAAAUCAUCGAUUACAAUUCGAGAUAAAUGCGAAGAAUUGCAUAACAAACGCUUUGGACAAGGUGAUAAACCUACCAUACCCUAUCCAAAAGAUUCAACCAACACAAUCAGAACAGGACAUCAUGUGCAUAACAAUCAACUACAAAAUCUCGAUAUUCGCUUUGCACCAUUUACAUUCAAUGAAGAUGUAUGUGUGAUUUCUCCGCCGCAUACAGUAGGAUCAACAAAACAAUCAACCAACGGUCCGCAAUACUCAGUCAAUUUGUAUUUCUUGUUAUCAGCACAACAAGCAUCAGAUGUGGCAACAUCGACAUAUUUCAAUACAGAUCAAUCAAAAAUAGAAUAUCGAAAACAGAUCUUGUUGAGAUUUACAACAGUUGGUGGCGAUGCAAUGAAUAAUGGUAUUAACGCGCCAGACAAAUUGCCACCUAAUCUCUAUGUUAUUGUGAACAAUCGUGUUGUUCCAUUACCUCAACCAAAGCCAACAGCAAAACCAAAUUCGGAUGUUAUUCGACCAGGUCGACCAAUUGAAAUCACAGAAUAUUGUCGUUUAUGUCCAUUGAUAUCGAAUCUGAUCGAAAUAUCGUGGUACACGCAAGAUGUUUCGACUCCAUCUCCAACAUAUGUAGCUGCUGUUUUUCUAACAGAACGGAAAACCGUUCCUCAACUAUUAGCACGUCUCUCUCGUCCAUCAGCUAUUCGUCCAGCGACUGAAACUCAACGUACAAUCACACAAAUUUUAUCAGUUCCACAAACACCGCAAGGAACUGACAACGAUCUCGAAGUGGCAUCGACAUCACUUCGGCUGCCACUCGACUGUCCAGCAAUGCGUAUUCGAAUGCGAAUGCCCGGACGAGCAUUGACAUGUAAACAUGUACAUUGUUUUGACUUGGAGGGUUAUCUACGUAUGAAUGAAAAAAAGCCAACUUGGCUUUGUCCUGUAUGUAAUAAACCAGCAUUAUAUACAGAUCUGUUUGUUGAUCAAUUUUUUAUUGAUGUCAUCGGUAAAUGUCCACCGGAUACCAAAGCUAUUGAAUAUGAACCAAAUGGUCAAUGGAAACCUGUGGGAGAAGAGAAACCAUCUCGAAGAGCACAACGCGAAAAAGAAGCUUAUAAAGCAGCACAAGCAGCUAAAACUACCAAUGGAAAGUCAGUAGCAGAAGCUGACCGUUCACCAAAUGAUGAUUCCGAUGAUGAUCGAUCACGUACAAAAUCAAUUGAUCGUUCGUCUGCACCACCUGUUCAAGAUGAUAUUCCUGUUAUUGAAUUAGAUGAUGAUUAA